Messenger RNA from Oncorhynchus keta (chum salmon), 3790 nucleotides. Its product is annotated as HAUS augmin-like complex subunit 5. Gene Ontology annotation, biological process: centrosome cycle; spindle assembly. The coding region runs from base 339 to 2306 and encodes 655 amino acids. Gene Ontology annotation, cellular component: centrosome; HAUS complex. The transcript has 19 exons. The record is from RefSeq and is a predicted model, not a curated record. NCBI's taxonomy places the organism in Eukaryota, Metazoa, Chordata, Actinopteri, Salmoniformes, Salmonidae.
CCGGAUAUGGUGCAGAGCGAGCGGGAAGUUGAACCAUUUGUAAAUUACUGGCAGAAAAGUAUUUUAUGGGAAAUCAUAACAAAUGACCAACAGAGCAAAGACGAACUUUUCUUGUGAUAUUUUUGACAGUCAUACACUUGAAAACAAAGUACUUAGCCUGCUUACCAUUUAUUACAGGCACCUGGCAAGCUAACAUAUGUACGUGAUUAGUAUUCGUUUUUGGCGAGCUUUCUUGUAGAUACGGGCAGCCAGAGCCAUUUUAUUUAGAAUAAAUAAAUACGUUACCCUUCUAACGUCGUUAGCUAGAUAACGCCUCGCUAGUUUCGACUAAGGUAAGGAUGGGGGACAGGACCCUCCUGCGGGAACUAAAGCGGUGGGCGAUUGAAGAAUUUAAUCUACCACCCCAAAGUCUCCCAAACGACAACUACUUUAAAACGUUAUGUGUUGGCCCAGGAGCCUCAAUAUGGAGAUAUGUCACACAACAUAUUUUCAAUCAGAGGAAUGUCAGGGUUAUGCGUGGAAAUCUUCAGUGGUACAAAGUUCUACAAGAUAAGGAGUUAAAAAAGGUAGCGGGGCAGAGUGAUGCUGCUAAGCGGCUUGAGCUUCAGGAGCAGAUUGAGGAGCUGAGAGCUGAACUCAACCACCUGGACUCUCAAAUCAAUGGGACUGAAGCACAGCUUGUUACUGAAGAAGAGUCCAUUAACUGGAGCUGGGGAAUGGUGGAGGAGAACCAACGCAGGGAGCUGCUUUUACAGGCCUUUAAGCAGCGCUGCAUGAAUGAGCGCCAGGUUCUCUCAGAGGAUACCCGCAAGAUCAGUGGACACUCCCAGGUUCUGGAGCAGCUGUCUAGGAAGGCAGAGUUGGAGGUGGUGUUUGGAAAUGAAGCCUCCAAUAGCAGUGGGGACUAUCUCAACCCAACAGGAGCAGAGCCUCAGGUUCUGCGUAAUGUGAGAGAGCUGUGUGAUGAAAGACUCCUCUUCUUCCAGUCUUUACAAGAGAGUGAGCUGAAAAUGGCAUCCUCCACUGCCACACACUUGACUCGUGAACAGAGAACUGCAGUAUUUCAGCAUUGGUUAAGUGCUGUGGAGGACUUGUUGCGAUGCUAUCCUCCAAACCAAGUGCUGUCAGCCUUGCAGUACCUGGCCUUGGGACAGGAAAUUACAUUGCAGGAGAAGCUUGCCUCAUUGGAUGUGGCUCAUGAUGUUGCCGCAUUACGGUUUCGGUACGAGAGUAAUCACCUGUUAGACAUCUCGAAAGAAGAGAAAGAGCUACCACCCGUUAAGAGUCUUUUACAGUCAGCCUGGGAGGAGGUGGAACAGAGUCUGAUGGAACUGGCUCAAACGCGUUCACAAAUUCAACAGCUGAAGACCCAGCUUCAUGCCCGAAAGAAUGAGGCAGAGUUGGAGCUGCUUGGCGGGGAAUCUCAAACCCAAGCCCUGGCGCAGUCAGUGUUUGAGCUGGAGAUGCAGUGUGUGAUGCAGGCAGCAGUGCGAGAUGGUGUGCGAAACCAGUGUGUUGAAAUGGAGCAACAUGCCAGGGACAGACAGGAGGCCCUUCGCAACCUGCGGAGACAAUGGCAGAGCAUCACGGACUUCAGACAGCUUGUGGACGUCAGGCAGGAACAGACAAGAGGUCUGAUCAAGGGGAAUUCAACAGCUAAGACUGAACUGACUCGCAUGCACAAGGAGAUUGGCCAGUUUGUCCAGGGAAAACUGACUCCCCAGUUUGGUGAAGUUCUUUCAGCAGCCAAUAGGCUUCGCAACUCUGUGUCCCAGGAGGCCAGACAGUUUGGAAACGUGUCACUAGUAACACUUGAUCGCAGGCUCAUUGAAGGCGAGCAGAGAAUUCCAGCUGCGUGGUUAUCUAUCCAUCGCUUGCAUUCCUCGCCCUUCCACAAUCUGUGUCAAAGCAUGGCUUUUCCAAUGUACCGGGCCCCUGAGGAACUGUACUCGCAAGCUCUAUCCCAGCAUUUGGAGCUUCGCUUUCUGCGUCGUUUGCUGCAAUUUCACUCCUCCUCUUUAGCAAAUGUAGAGAAGCAAGGAGCGCUGCUACCUGCACCUGACCAACAAGCCCUCCUGCUACGUGUCCUGGAGGAAGAUAAGGAGCUGCUUCAGUCUUUGUUACCCAGGGUUUGGGAGCUCACCCAGUGCUGCUCACAGGGCCUUUCUUACGGGAAUCAGGUCAAGACUGCCAUUUCCUAUUGGUGGGAUCAGCCUUCUCAGUUUGCUCUGCCUGACAUACGUAAGGGGGGACUGACUUUUCAGCAGUGGCUACAGAGGUGGAAAUUUGCAGCCAAGGCUUCUUAAUGAGUUCCAUGGAAAAUAGACAAGUGCAUAGAUGGACAACAAUACUUGUCUAAAACUACCAUUUUAUUCCCACUAAGGUUAAUUUACUAUAUUGUUAGUUUUUCACAUCUCCUUUUUGCCAUUCAAUGUUCAAUGUAUUUCAGGCAUACUCGUUGCUGACAGGUGUAUGAAAUCGAGCACACAGCCAUGCAAUUGCUAUAGUCAAACAUUGGCAGUAGAAUGGCUCAUACUGAAGAGCCCUGUGACUUUCCAAAAAGUCAUUUUUUCCCUUCAUAUUUCUGCCCUGCUAUAGCUGCCCCUGUCAACACAGUGCUGUUAUUGUGAAGUGGAAAUGUCUAGGAGCAACAGCCCAACCGUGGUCGGCAACACAGGCUCGCAGAACAGGAUUGGCGAGUGCUGAAGUGAGUUGCGCAUAGAAAUCGUUUGCCCUAGGUUACAACACUCACUACCCAAGUUCCAAACUGCCUCUAGAAGCAACGUCAGCACAUUACUGAUCAUCGGGAGCUUCAUGAAAUGGGUUUCCAUGGCUGAGCUGCCGCACACAAGCCUAAGAUCACCAAGCGCAUUGCCAAGCGUCGGCUGGAGUGGUGUAAAGCUCGCCACCAUUGGACUCUGGAACAUUGGAAACACGUUCUCUGGAGUGAUGAGUCGCACUUCACCAUCUGGCAGUCCGACGGAUGAAUAACAAUGCUACUUGCAUGAAAGAAUAGUGUCAAAUGUAAAGUUUGGUGGAGGAGGAAUAAUGGUCUGGGGCUGUUUUUCAUGGUUCGGACUAGGCCCCAUAGUUCCAGUGAAGGGAAAUUGUAACAGCAAACUAUUCUGUGCUUCCAACUUUGUGGCAACAGUUUGGGGAAGCACUUUCCUGUUUCAGCAUGACAAUGCCCCCGUGCACAAAGAGAGGUGCAUACAGAAGUGGUUGGUUGAGAUCGGUGUGGAAGAACUUGACUGGCCUGCACAGAGCCCUGACCUCAACUCCAUCAAACACCUUUGGGAUGAAUUUGAACGCUGACUGCACACCAGGCCUAAUUGGCCAACAUCAGUGCCCAACCUAACUAAUGCUCUUGUGGCUGAAUGGAAGUCCCCGCAACAAUUUCCCAACAUCUACUGGAAAGCAUUCCCAGAAGAGAGGAGGCUGUUAGAAAAAAGGGUGGGACUAACUCUAUUAAUGCCCAUGAUUUUGGAAUGAGAUGUUCGACAAGCAGGUGUCCACAUACUUUUCGCUGUGCCGUGUAUAUCACAAGUAAAUUGCUGUUGUCUUUAUGCCAUUAAAUCAACUUUGCCUGCACUUUAUCUUUUUCUUAAAGAGUUUGACUGUUAAACUCAAUCACAAAUGUAAUCCUAUUUGAACAAGACCAUUACGUUAGUAGUUAUAUCAUCAAUACAUACACAAGUAAAUAGAGGAGUAGAUUGUUGAAAUAAAUUAGCUUGUUAUUCCAUAAAUAGAACCACUUUGUCCAUGGUAUGGUUUUUCUCAGUCUGGAUGG